UUACCUUUGGCUAGCAGUGAACAGCCUCCUACCUGUGUCUCUUGUGCUGUGUGAGAUCUUGGUGUGUCAAACGUUCUUUACCUCGUUGAUGGAUUUUAUGGACCAGUCAGACCAUUUUGCUAUGCAGUGCAACAGCUUCUUUGCUGCAGAAAUGCUUCAUGUAUAUUACAAUGUUUUCGUGAGCAAUAAAAGUCAAUAUGUUAGAGAGCAGUAUUUUAAAAUCACGUUAUGAGUGUGCAAUACUAACUUCAGUUUUAUUGCAUUAAUUUUGACAGAAUGGAUGCUUGCAAUUCAGGUUUACAUGCUUCAGACUACAGAGUACUGUGUUAGCAGCCCUAACAUGUCUAUGCUAAAGAAUCCAGCGGUUAAAGCAUUAUGUCUGUGUCUGUCCUAUUUAAAUAAGUUUCAAAUUCAUGCUUGCUUUUGUACUUGUUUUAAAUUAGUUGUUACCAACCUGUAAUAGGAUUGAAAGUUAGGUUUGAAGUUAGCACUAGUGUAAUGUUCUACAUCUGUUUGAUGAUAAUUUUGAGACUAGAACUUGCCCAUUGUUCAUUGAAGUUGAAAAAGGACAUGCCUUGUUUUCUUACCCCUCUCUCUUAGUAACAUUUAUGGAGUGAGAAAUGAUCUGGAUAGUGUUCUGACAUUGUUCAUGAAAUGUGUCCAACACUUUUAUUCAAACAAAGAUCUCUUGUUCAGUCUGAAAUGAAGAGAUGAAGUCUCAAUGAUUUCUUUUUCUCAUCUGUUGUUUACCCAUUUAAAAAUUAUGUUUCGUCCAGUCAUACAAAUCUACAAGUUGGUCUUUUUUAAUAGCUAGUGCUUCAAAUAAUUGGUCUGAGUUGAGUAACAAAAACUGGUUUUGUUCAGUUGUUCCCAGUUCUAUGUAAAGGCUUUGAUAUUUGAAUGGUCUGCUUUGCUUCUUUGUCUUUCAUAUAUUUAGAUUUUAUUGGUGCAUUUGCUCAUUGUCCUGCUGGUUUUCUUCCAGAGAUCACAAUGUCUACUUCUCUUUGAUUUCAGUAACAACAUAAUUAUGACCUGAAAUUUAAGUAAUUUCUCUAUAACACAAUUUUACCCAUACCUAAAUGUUAAUAGUCCUUUAUAACUUGAAAAGGUUUUUAAUUACUUAUACUUUUUAAACUCAUCUAGAGUUCAGAUUAUCUGAAAAUAUCUGAAGAACUUCUUCUAAGCUGUUUCUUGAGGGUUCUGUAGAAAUAUUGUAAAAAGUAAAAUUGACUUGUAACAAACACUUGUAAAUUUAGACUGAGGCUGAUUUUACAGUCUGACCAAAUGAGAAGUUCUUUGCAUUUGAACUGGGAGUAAUAAACUGUCAUGAGCACAACUUCUCUCCAGUUGUUAAAGAAGGAAGAUGGAAGAACGUUUUUGGCUGAACUUAUUAAAACAAUUCCUUCAAUGACCCGAUGACAUUUGUGCUUCUCUCUAGUGUGCAAAAGGACCUUAUGUUUAUUAUAGAAAUUUAAAAAACAGGAUUUGUUGCCAAUUGAUGCAGAAAUAAAUUAACAUGAAAAUGUGAAUUGUUUGCAUAUUUUGCUAUGAGUAGUAAUUUUUGAUUUUGUAAAGUUACUGGUCAAGUUUCAAACAACAACAAAGAAGUUGCUGGAAAGAUAUGUAAAACUUUAAGAUUGGGAGUUUAGUUACAACAUAUUUUACACAGCAAAUCUUUUUUUAAGUGUCUAGAUACUUCCAUUUGAUGUCAACCUAUUUUUUUCUGUGAAAGAUUGCAUGUGUUUUCCCAUAAUGCUGCCAUUGCAAGUUGUACUCAAUUUCUUCUAUUGAUAAGCAUGUGGCAUACUUGAAAUUAAUUUUCUUCAUCGUAAGGUUAUUUGUCUCAAAAAGACAGUACAUACUUUUAUGUUCUUAUCUACCAGCACUGACUGUUUUGUGAAAAAGAGAGUAAAUUUUUCAUUUUGUGUUGUGCCAAGUAUCAUUCAAAGGAUGGUGCUAAUAGCUUGGAUUCCCUUCUGUGGAAAGUAGUGUGUGCCAGGAGUGAAAGAUUCUGGAAAGCUAAACUGGAGCUAAAGUAUAUGCUGUCUUUUUAAGGAAAUUUUUAAAAGGAAAACAAAAAAAGAUGAGAUUCUGUCCUUUCACAUGUUGUCUGCAAUUUUUUUGCUGUUACCUCUCUCUUGCCCUACUGCUGCCUCAUGCAAAGCAGGAGAUACAGGAUGGACACAAUGGCUAUCAUUCUGAAGCAGAACCUGAUCAGGUGGCACUGCGGGAUGGAAACAAACUGGCACAGAUGGAAGAGGCGCCACUUUUUCCUGGAGAAUCAAUCAAAGUUAUUGCGAAGGAUGUUAUGUAUAUCUGUCCAUUUAUGGGAGCAGUCAGUGGUACACUCACAGUGACGGACUUCAGAAUGUUUAUCAAAAGUGUUGAGAGGGAUCCACCUUUUGUUGUUGAUGUUCCCCUUGGAGUUAUAAGUAGGGUUGAAAAAAUUGGAGUACAGAGCCAUGGAGACAAUUCAUAUGGUAUAGAAAUAGUUUGCAAGGAUAUGAGAAAUUUGCGGCUGGCCUAUAAACAGGAAGAGCAGAACAGACUAGAGAUCUUUGAAAACCUCGUAACACGUGCAUUUCCUGUCUCUAAUGGGCUGCCUCUUUUUGCAUUCAGCUAUAAAGAAAAGUUUCCUGUUAAUGGCUGGAAAGUGUAUGAUCCAAUGGCAGAAUAUAAGAGGCAGGGCUUGCCCAAUGAGAGUUGGAAAAUAUCCAAAAUUAACAGCACCUAUGAGCUUUGUGAUACAUAUCCUGCUGUUCUUGUUGUGCCAACCAGUGUAAAGGACGAUGACCUCUCAAAAGUGGCAGCGUUUAGAGCAAAAGGGAGAGUUCCUGUCUUGUCCUGGAUUCAUCCUGAGAGUCAAGCAACAAUAACACGAUGCAGCCAGCCAUCAGUUGGCCCAAAUGAUAAGCGUUGCAAGGAAGAUGAAAAAUAUUUGCAGACAAUUAUGGAUGCCAAUGCUCAGUCACAUAAACUUAUCAUCUUUGAUGCCAGGCAGAAUAGUGUUGCAGAUACAAACAAGGCCAAAGGUGGAGGAUAUGAAAGUGAAAGUGCCUACCCAAAUGCAGAGCUGGUCUUUCUGGAGAUUCAUAAUAUACAUGUCAUGAGAGAAUCCCUGCGGAAACUUAAAGAAAUUGUGUAUCCUACUAUUGAUGAGACUCGGUGGCUGUCAAAUGUGGAUGCCACACACUGGCUGGAAUAUAUAAGGAUGCUUCUUGCUGGAGCAGUAAGAAUUGCAGAUAAAAUUGAAUCUGGUAAAACCUCUGUUGUGGUGCACUGCAGUGAUGGCUGGGAUCGAACUGCACAGCUCACGGCACUGGCCAUGCUUAUGCUGGACAGCUAUUACAGAACCAUCAAGGGCUUUGAAGUUCUUGUAGAGAAAGAAUGGAUAAGUUUUGGACAUCGAUUUGCAAUGCGAGUGGGACAUGGAGAUGAUGAUCAUGCGGAUGCUGACAGAUCCCCCAUCUUCCUGCAGUUCAUUGACUGUGUUUGGCAAAUGACAAAGCAGUUUCCUGCAGCCUUUGAAUUCAACGAGUUAUUUUUGAUCACCAUUCUGGAUCACCUUUAUAGUUGUCUCUUUGGGACUUUCUUAUGCAACUGUGAAAAAGAGAGAUUAAAAGAGGAGGUGAGCACAAAGACUGUAUCUCUGUGGUCCUAUAUAAACAGCCAGUUAGAGGAAUUCACAAAUCCCUUCUAUGUAAACUAUGAAAACCAUGUCCUGUAUCCUGUUGCCAGUCUGAACCAUUUGGAACUGUGGGUGAACUACUACAUCAGAUGGAACCCGAGGAUGCGGCCUCAGGUUCCAAUCCACCAAAACCUUAAAGAGCUCCUGGCCAUCCGGACAGAGCUUCAGAAGAAGGUUGAGGAUUUGCAGCGGGAAGCUGCCACACGUUCCAUUUCCUCCUCCUCUGACAGAGGUUCAUCUCCUUCCCAUUCUGCCACACCAGUGCACACCUCUGUGUGAUGUGGAACAAAAGCCAUGUGAAAAAGUCAGUGUCAGGUAACACAGAGGGUGAAAUGCUUUUCCCAUCACAAAAGGAUUGUGAGUGACUUGUAAUUGCUAUGAUCUACAUGCCUUACUCUCUGUCUGAUACUGUCACGAUGAGGCCAAAAAGAGCUUCAGUAGAUGUGAUGUAUUUUCUUUUUGGUAGAUCCCACAUGUGUUUUGAUACUCUAGCUAAGUCACCAAUUGUGAAAUUAAACUUUGUUUUUGAGCAACUAACAAUUUAACCAUUCUAAAAAGGAAUCUAUCUGCCAAGCAGACAGAAAAAUGCCUCACACAUUGUCUAGAGUACUAUGCCUGGUGAAGAGAACAAGAUGAAAUGCCACAUGAUGCUUACACAGAACACAAAAUGUUUUUCUGAAUGGGAGCUCUGUAUUUCACUCAGUUUGUUUUUUUGUUUUGUUUUGGGUUUGUUUUGGUUUGGUUUUGGGGGUUUUUUGGGGGGUUUUUUUGGUUUUUUU
Molecule: messenger RNA, 4467 nt
Organism: Catharus ustulatus (Swainson's thrush)
Lineage: Eukaryota; Metazoa; Chordata; Aves; Passeriformes; Turdidae
Gene: MTMR1
Product: myotubularin related protein 1
Exons: 14
Coding region: 2084-3967 (627 amino acids)
Biological process (GO): phosphatidylinositol dephosphorylation
Molecular function (GO): phosphatidylinositol-3,5-bisphosphate 3-phosphatase activity
Source: RefSeq, a predicted model, not a curated record